Nannospalax galili (Upper Galilee mountains blind mole rat) is the source of this 3735-nucleotide messenger RNA. It is a transcript of the gene Tango6, whose product is annotated as transport and golgi organization 6 homolog. NCBI's taxonomy places the organism in Eukaryota, Metazoa, Chordata, Mammalia, Rodentia, Spalacidae. The coding region runs from base 232 to 3525 and encodes 1097 amino acids. The transcript is spliced from 18 exons. The record is from RefSeq and is a predicted model, not a curated record. Gene Ontology annotation, biological process: protein secretion.
UAUGUAAGUUAAUUCCAUUUUCUGAAACUGUAUUUGUUUCUCAUCCGGUACAGGGGGUAGAGGAGACUAGAAAACAAUAUUUAAGGUAGGGGACGUUCCCAACAGUAGGCCCCGCCCCAUGCCUCGUUCCCCGCCCUCUAGGGCGGAGCGCGUCUUGCCACACUCAAUAUGGCGGCUGCGCCUGUCCAUCCGGGAGCCUGAGGGUUGCAAGUGGCGCGCUCCACUCCAGUCAUGGUGGUCCCGGGAGCCGCGGCCGCGCCGAGUCGGGCCCCGGAGACCUGCGGUCUGGAGCAGAUUCUCGAAGCGCUGAAGCUGCUGCUGAGCCCGGGAGGAUCAGGCUCAAGUUCACUACAGAGCACAAAACAUGAUGUCUUACUGGAUACGUUAAAAUCUAACCUGUCUGCCUUGGAAGACAAGUUUCUGAAAGAUGCUCAGUGGAAGAAACUUAAACUCCUAAGAAAUGAGAUGGCUCGCAGGGCAGAGUGGCCCCAGAACUCCACCGAUGUCACUUGGACUUUUACGUCUCAGACAUUGUUGCUGCUGUUGUGUUUAAAAGAAACCAUGAUCCGCCUUGUAGCUGAUUUCAGUCCAGGCAAACCCAAUCCUAGAACCCCAGAAGCUGCCCCUGCCCUGAGCCCAGAUACACUUAGUGUCUCUCAGCAGAAGACCUUCCAGUCUGUCUUGCAAUUUGUCGUCACCUUGGGUGUCUGCCCCUACUUCAUGCCUGGUGUAGGAAUCCCUUUGAGAUACAGAACUGAGUUUGGAGCUGUUGUUCAAGAUGUGGUAUGUCUGGAGGCUGCCCCCCAUGGGGCUCGAAGACUGUACACCAGCUGCAGGGUCCUUCUGGACGUGGCUCAGCAUUCGUCUCUGGGGAGCCUGAUUUUCUGCCGCCACUUUGGGGAUAUCGCAGCAGGCCUGUGCCAGCUGGGAUUCUGCCCAACCAAAAGAAAAUCAUCAGCACCUGUAGAAGAGGUUUUAACGGAAGAGGAAAGAGCCCUAUCGAGGGAGUCAUUGAGAAACAUCUUGGAUCAAGUGUAUCAACCAUUAGCAGUCCGGGAAUUGCUUAUCCUCCAGGGAGGACCUCCCCAGUCCUGCACAGAUGUAACGACACAGCGUAGGUGUCGGGCCCCAGGGUGGCUCCGGCGUCUAUGUGGGCAGCUGCUCUCUGAAAGGUUAAUGAGACCCAGUGGUGUUCAGGCAGUAGUCCGGGGCAUUUUGGAAGGAGCAGGUGCUGGUGCUGCUGGUGGGAGCGAUGCUGAGGCCAGAGCGGCUGACUGGAAGAAGUGUGACCUGAUUGCAAAGAUUUUGGCGUCUUGUCCCCAGCAGUCACUUUCCCUAGAGAGCUACUACAAAGACGUCUGCCCCCAGAUUCUGGAUUUAUUUCAUUUUCAAGAUAAACUGACAGAGCGACAGUUCCAGAGAGUCGCCACUACUACCUUCAUAACCAUGGCAAGAGAACACCCGGAGCUGGCCGCCAAGUACCUGCUUCAGCCAGUGUUAGCGCCUCUUCAGCGAUGCUUGAUUUCCACAGAGAUUCCAGAGAGUGGCAUGAUGCCAGGAACCAUCAUGGUGACUGAAGAAGAACUUAGUAGGUGUAUUGACGAUGUGUUUAAGGUGUAUGUCGUGGCAAAUGAACCUCUCCCAGUGUUGCUGGAUUCCCUGCUUCCGCUCCUUGGGGUGCUUUUUUCUCUCUACUGUUUUACCCAGCAAAGUGUGUCUCACAUAAGGUCAUUUUGCCAAGAGAUCUUAUUAUGGAUCCUGGGGAAGCUGGAAAGGAAGAAGGCAAUUGCCAGCCUGAAAGGAUUUGUGGGAUUGGACAAAGCUGUGCCCUCUUUCCAUCCUCAGUGUCAGUUUAGAGCUGCCACUCAGGGUGGCAUUAUGAUUACUAUCAAAGAGACCAUGAGUGAUGAAGAUGAGGAGGAGGCCUUGUACCAGAAGAUGUCCUCAGAGCAGAGCCAGGUGGAGCAUCUUGGAGACUUGCUGUCCCAUUGCCAGGAAUGUGGUUUGGCGGGAGACUUCUUCAUCUUCUGUCUGAAGGAGUUGACUCACCUGGCUGUGGGAAAUGAAGCAGAGUUCAAACCUAAGCCCUCCUCUGACACAAGCCUCCUGGAGUUAGAGCAACACCGAGCUCUGCUCAUAGAAAGCCAAGGGCAGAAGCUGCUGGUCCUUCAGGUGCUGGCGGUGCUAUGUGAGAGGAUGUCUGAGCAGAUAUUCACAAACGUCACUCAGGUCAUGGACUUUGUGGCAGCAACACUGCACAGAGCGUGUGCAAGCCUGGUCCAUGAGGCAGAGAGCACCGUGGAAUCACAGACACUGAGCAUGGCCAUGGGGCUGGUGGCUGUCAUGCUAGGAGGAGCUGUUCAGUUGAAGUCAAGUGAUUUUGCAGUCUUGAAGGCGCUGCUGCCUCUGUUGGAGAAGGUCUCCAACACGUACCCCGACCCUGUCAUCCAGGAGCUCGCUGUUGAUCUCCGCAUCACCAUCUCCACCCACGGAGCCUUUUCCACUGAGGUUGUCAGUAUGGCUGCCCAGAAUACCCUGAACAAAAAAGAUCCAGACAGGAAAGUAGAAAAGCAGCAACUAACCAGUCGUGACACAUCCACAGAGGUAGCUCAGAGCCACCCUGCACAAGAGCAGAGCUGUAAGAAGGCCCCCCAAACAGGCCAGGAGUCUAAUGCCCCAUUCAUUCAAUCUAAGGAGUUCAGUGGGCGCAGCACUGAUAAGAACCAGGAACCUGGAAGCGUAACCAAAGAACAACUCCAGGAGGUUCUUUUAUCGGCCUUUGAUCCUCAAAUUCCAACACGAGCUGCUGCCCUGCGUACUCUUUCCCGCUGGAUAGAGCAGAGAGAAGCAAAAGCCCUCGAGAAGCAAGAGAAGCUUCUCCAGGCAUUCUUGAAGAAUUUGGAGCAUGAAGAUACUUUUGUGUAUCUGUCUGCAAUCCAGGGAGUUGCCCUUCUCUCAGAUGUGUACCCUGAGAAAAUCUUGGUUGACCUGUUGGCCAAAUAUGACAGCGGCAAAGACAAGCACACUCCAGAGACUAGAAUGAAAAUUGGGGAGGUCCUGAUGCGAAUUGUCAGAGCACUAGGGGACAUGGUCUCCAAGUACCGAGAACCUUUGAUCCAUACCUUCCUGCGGGGAGUGAGAGAUCCAGAUGCUGCACACAGGGCCAGCAGCUUAGCCAACCUGGGAGAGCUGUGCCAGCGCCUGGACUUCCUGCUGGGCCCCGUGGUUCAUGAGGUGACAGCCUGCCUGAUUGCUGUGGCUAAAACCGACCGUGAGGUUCAGGUACGCAGAGGUGCCAUCCACGUGAUUGUGCUGCUGCUUCGAGGACUCAGCCAGAAAGCUACUGAGGUGCUGAGUGAUGUCCUCAAGGAUCUCUACCACCUGCUGAAGCACGUAGUACGUUCGGAACCCGAUGACAUAGCAAAGCUCCAUGCUGAACUGGCCCUGGAGGAACUGGAUGACAUCAUGAGAAACUUCCUGUUUCCACCCCAGAAGCUGGCGAAGAAGAUUGUGGUCUUGCCAUAGACCUACCUGGUUCAAAGGACAUGGAAGGAGGCGGCAGAAAGCAGCAAAGCAGUUACCUGUGCCUUUACUGUUGGCGACAUGGCGGACCCUGAGGUAGCUUUAUGGUGUUGGCCACUCCAGUGUUCAGGGUGACCUCCUUAAAGCAUCUCUUUAGCCACCCUGCAUCAAGCCUAAAGCAUGUGUAGUUAAAAUAAAAGAUGAACUCUUUGA